AUGAGAAGUAAGGAAAAAUAUAGUAAAAUAAUUUUUCCAAUUCUUCGUCGAUAUAUAUUCUCAUAUAAGCGAAUUGCUAAAACAAAUGGAUCCAUUCAAUCAUUUCUUGUUCAUGCAAUGGAAAAACGUAGAAAACGAACUCAGCAAGAUGAUAUAAGACUUGAACCAUAUGUUUCAAAAGGUGUUUAUACUGAGUCAGGAGCUAUUCGACCAAUGCCUAAACGAUAUCCACUUGGUAUUAUAAAAGUUCUACUUGUUUCAAUUCCAUUUCUUUAUCUUGGUUCACUUGCAAGCAAAUAUGCAGCAAUGGGUCUUGAGAAAAUGGAUGUAUUUAUUUAUACUGAUGAUGAUGACGAUGAUGAUGAUUAA
Molecule: messenger RNA, 369 nt
Organism: Adineta steineri
Lineage: Eukaryota; Metazoa; Rotifera; Eurotatoria; Adinetida; Adinetidae
Source: the annotation of a GenBank genome assembly